This is a messenger RNA of Penicillium angulare, 1923 nucleotides long. RefSeq lists its product as uncharacterized. The record is from RefSeq and is a predicted model, not a curated record. NCBI's taxonomy places the organism in Eukaryota, Fungi, Ascomycota, Eurotiomycetes, Eurotiales, Aspergillaceae. The transcript has 2 exons. Bases 1 to 1923 code for a protein of 640 amino acids.
AUGUUGGACGAGCUAGACAACGUCUUUGACGACCACCCGUCGCUAGAUGCGUCGCUCGAAGACUUUGAAAAUAACAGCAAUGCGCACCGCUCCCCACUGUUCGGCAUGCCAUCGCAGCACUCAGGGUUCCGUUCCGAAGAAUCCGAUGGUGAGAUCGAUGAACCAGGUCCCCACGAGCGCUGGUCACCUCCAGGCUUGCGACAACAUGAUUAUGUCCAAGGGAGCGGCUGGUAUCGUCAUCAGCCCUAUCGGCGCAAAGGCAAUUUCAAUCAGCGCCCAGAGCUCCGACCUACCAUAGGUCUAAGCAUGUCGCCGUCGCUAUCGCGCGAGCCAAGUCCACAGUAUGAAGAUGCGCUCGAGGAUACAAGUAAAGUGAAGACAAAUGAUGAUUUCGACCCGGCCGAUAUCACAGCCGCAGCCAAUGUGCCCUUACCGAUGGGCGCAGGAACCCCGCAAACAGGACGAUCACCUAGUCCCUGUCCGCCGCCGAAUACGACGGCGCAAACCGGCGCAGAGGAUGAUAGAACAGGAUUUGGAACAGAGAACUUGAACAUGGAAACACUAACUUGUUCUUGCGCAUGGCCUGAAGAUAUCCGUUUUGCAGUGCGCGCAGAAGUCCAACAUCGUGAACCCAUCGCAGCGAUAUACGGAUACCUGCGCAAUAGUUUUGAUCGCCUCACAAGCUCCAAAUCCAAUACCACGCUGUCAAUUCUCACAUUCUUCCUCUCGAUUGUGCUCAUGCGCGCCUUGUUCCUACCUGGCCUACCACAAGCAAUUCCCGACCUCGUGAAGCUUUCUGGAUUUGCACGCUCCUUCGAGCCAUUGAUCUACUACUCUGAAAAUGGCGUUCAACAAAUCGGCACCCUCCAAGAGACAGGAGUAGCAGUUUGGGACUUGAGCGAGUCAGUGCGUGGCACAAACAUGACCAGCGCGCCAAUAAUCGUGCGCCAGCUCGAUGAACUAUCAGACUCAUUAAAGUCUCUCUCCUUAGAGCUGACUCGGUUCUUCGCCAACGUCGACUCAGAUAUCGAUUCAAUCCUCAUAGUUAUGGACUGGGCCAAACGCGAACUAGAACUCCUAUCAGCACAACCACCGAGUACCCUACCAACAAUCGUGUUCGAUAAUGUGCAUACCAUGCUCUCACGACUCGGCGCCCUAGAACGAACCGGUGAAGUAUCAGACGGCAGUGUCUCCGCCACAGCCACGACAACCACAGCACUUGGGCAUCUCGUCCUAGCCGUCCUAGGCCCAACAUCUGCUCAACGCACCCGUUCAACCAUAACCCGAACAUUCACCGAGUUCCUCUCCGUACUCGAAGAGUCCAUUAACAGCGAAUUAACGCACUCAACCGCCCUCUUCGCCCUAUUCGAAUCAAUCGAUCGCCAAUUCCUCAACCUUCAACGAACCGUCGUCCGAGAAUCUGAUGCCCAAGAGCGAGCAGAAGGCGAAAUGCUCAGUUCACUCUGGACCCGCGUCCUUGGACCCGACGCAGCCGCCGUCCGCAAAUACGAAAAGAACAAGCGUCUCCUCGCCAAUGUUCGAAGUCGCACGGUCGCGAACAAGCAUCUCCUCGUCGACCACCGCGGCCGCCUCUUAACAUUAAAGGUGAAUCUAGAAACCCUACGCCGAAGACUCGUUAGCCCGCUCGUUCGUCGAAAUGACUCCGUCAGCUUCAUGGGUGUAGAUGGAAGUUCGAGUUCACCUCACAGCUCUGGCGCUGCGGGUCGGAUGCUUGGACCCGUCGAGUCUGUAAUUGAUGGGCAGAUUCGUGGAUUGGAGGGUACAUACGAUUAUCUACGAUCUGUUCGUGAACGACAGAAAGCCAAACUUAUGGAGAUGGUGUAUGGGUCUGGUCGAAAACAGCCACAAUCUAUGUUUGGCGGACUAGAUGGACAAGAUGACAUUGGUAUUGAGGGCGCAUAA